AUGGCUGCAAUCCCAAUAGACGAGAAGCAGGUACCCGCUAUCCAAAACACGGACUCGGGCUCCUCCCAGAUUUCCAAGCAGGAGCGACCGACGCACGGCUCCUACGAGGAUCACCCCUUUAACGACCGAACCACUGCGCAGUACUGGCGGGAGAUAUACGAGAAGGCUCAGUAUGAAGGACUCCACCGUUUCGAUCCGAAUUACACUUGGACGGCGGAAGAAGAGAAGAAGCUCGUUCGCAAGCUUGAUUUCAGAAUCACCCUGUGGGCCUGGAUGAUGUUUGUCUCUCUGGACCUCAACCGGAAGAACAUCAAUCGAGCAAUCUCGGAUAACAUGCUCAAGGAUCUUGGCAUGAACACGAACGACUUUAACUAUGGCCAGACCAUCUUCCUAGCAAUGUUCCUAUUCGCAGAGCUGCCCAGCGGGCUGAUUAGCAAGAAACUCGGAGCCGACAGAUGGAUUCCCACUAUCAUCUGCGCGUGGUCGAUCGUCAGUGCUGCUCAGUGCGCCAUUUCAAGCAAAGCGCAGUACUUUGCGGUGCGCGCACUUCUGGGUCUAUUGAUGGGUGGCUUCAUUCCGGAUAUUGUACUAUGGCUCACAUACUUCUUCAAGUCCAACGAGUUGCCUACUCGUCUGGCAUGGUUUUGGACAGCCUUGAGCUUUUGCAAUAUCGUUGGAUCGCUGAUGGCUGCUGGGAUUCUGCAAAUGCGGGGGCUCCAUGGCUGGGGCGGGUGGCAAUAUCUAUUCUUGAUCGAGGGUAUUCUAACCUUUGUCAUUGGCGUCUUCUCGUAUGUACUCAUGCCCGCUGGAGCCACCCAGACUGCAAAUUGGUUCCGCGGGAAGAACGGCUGGUUCUCCGAGCACGAGGAACACAUCCUCGUUAAUCGUAUUCUACGCGACGACCCGUCCAAGGGUGACAUGAACAACAGAACCGGCGUGAGCCCACGGCUCCUCUGGAAGACCAUCACCGACUGGGAACAGUGGCCGCUUUACCUCAUUGGGCUGAUGGCGUACAUCCCACCGUCGCCCCCAAACACGUAUCUCUCCUAUAUUCUGCGUCAACUGGGCUUCAGCACCUUCCAAGCCAACAUGCUGUUAAUCCCGUCUCAGUUCCUUUUCGCCGUACAGCUCCUAAUCCUCACGUGGGUAUCCAAGAAGCUCAAGGAGAGGGCCAUUGUAUCCAGUCUUUCCAACUUCUGGAUUUUCCCCUGGCUCGUCGCACUCGUGACGCUCCCUGCUGGCGCGAACCCCUGGGUGCGAUAUGCCCUCCUCAGCGGCCUACUGUCGUACCCCUACUGUCACGCGAUCCUCGUCGGGUGGAACGCCACGAACUCCAACUCUGUACGCACACGCGCAGUCUCGGCAGCAUUCUACAACAUGUUUGUGCAAUCGGGGAACAUCAUCGCGUCAAACAUCUACCGCAACGACGACCAACCGCUAUAUCGCCGCGGCAACAAGAUUCUGCUGGCAAUCUGUAGCGUUAACAUCGUGCUAUUCUUCCUCGUCAAAGCCUUCUACAUUUGGCGCAACAAUGUUAGAGACAGGCAGUGGAACGCCAUGACCAAGGAGGAGCAGGACGAUUACAUUGUUAGCACCAAGGAUGAGGGGAUGAAGAGGUUGGACUUUAGGUUCGUGCAUUAA
Paraphaeosphaeria sporulosa is the source of this 1641-nucleotide messenger RNA. RefSeq names its product MFS general substrate transporter. Gene Ontology annotation, cellular component: membrane. The record is from RefSeq and is a predicted model, not a curated record. NCBI's taxonomy places the organism in Eukaryota, Fungi, Ascomycota, Dothideomycetes, Pleosporales, Didymosphaeriaceae. Gene Ontology annotation, molecular function: transmembrane transporter activity. Bases 1 to 1641 code for a protein of 546 amino acids. Gene Ontology annotation, biological process: transmembrane transport. The transcript has 7 exons.